Messenger RNA from Lichtheimia ornata, 987 nucleotides. RefSeq lists its product as uncharacterized. The transcript is spliced from 4 exons. NCBI's taxonomy places the organism in Eukaryota, Fungi, Mucoromycota, Mucoromycetes, Mucorales, Lichtheimiaceae. The coding region runs from base 1 to 987 and encodes 328 amino acids. Gene Ontology annotation, cellular component: mitochondrion. The record is from RefSeq and is a predicted model, not a curated record.
AUGUUAAUGCGUACUACAGCCGCAUGGAUGCGUCCUCACCUUCGCCUUGUAUCGACCCGACGGUCUUUGCAUGCCGAACCGACACCAUCGCCACCCCCUCCUUCAUCAGCAUUGCCUACACCCUCUCCACUUCAGAAUGGUGAUAUCAACAAGAUUCAUCUCGACAUGUUUUUCGAUCGGUCACUGGUACCUCGGACGGCUCCCUCAUCGCCUCCUGCUCAGCCAAUGAGUUUUACUCGCAAUACAACAACAGCUGCUACAGCCAUCAAUAACGAACUCGUACCUGCUGUACAAGAGGAGCAGCCAUAUCACCACCAAGAUCCCCAUAUGGAAAUGAUAGAUAAUACAACGACAUCUCAUCACUUUGAUACGUACGAGCAGGUCACACAACUUGAAGCAUGGGGAGGAUUUUCACGAAGACAAGCCAAAGCAUUGAUGGAAACCCUUCAACAUUACAUUCGCUUAAGUGUGGCUCGACAACAAGAAACUUUGCUUGCAAGCUCACAAUUGGAAAAUGAGACGUAUCUGAUUAGUGCAGCUGUUGCUGAGUUUCGCCGAGAGGUACAGUUGUUGCGGCGCAAUGACUCUGUACUGCUGCAAUCGGAGCUCACGGCUCUUGGACGCGAAGUGGAUACUCUAGAACAACGGCUCAGUGAAGAUUUGGGAUCCAUGCGAGAUGAAAUUGAACUUUCCAUGAAUGAUUAUCGUUCGGAUGUGCGUGAAGAACAAAAAGUGGCAGAACAUCAUAUCCAAGGCAUCAAUAACCGAUUGACCGUCAUGCUCGGUGAUACGGCAACAGAACUUGAAUCACUUAAAAUGAAUGUUAUUUGGCGUGGUUUAUUGGGCGGCGUGUUGGCAGCAUUAGGGAUUUCAGUGGUGGGCUAUGUAUUAUCAGCCAUCCGUUUACGCAGUUUGGAUCGUCAAUCUCGAGAGAAACGCAAGACACAAGAAAAUGAUUUAUCCUUUGCCGAUAUGGAGAUCUCAUAA